AUAUAAACCCCUCAUUCCCUACUCCAAUACAUCAACCAAAAACAUCUCAAUAACCAUACAAUAUAUGAAGUAAUUCCUUAAUAGAACUUCACAUUGUUAUUUUUGAUAUCAUCAAAAUAUAGUGCGAGUAAAAUGGGAGCAAGAUUGUCUACAAUCCCAGAGAAUAGAUCAUCUGUGGUUACAGCAACCGCAGUUCCGGCUCCAUGCCCUCCGGCUUACAAUAAACCGGCUGCUAAUCGUGACCGCUACCGUUGGUCUAACACCUAUACUGAUAAUAGGGCACACGCUGCUCCUGUCUGUGCUACAUUACCCCCUGCUUAUUCCAACCCCUCUAAUGAUAAUAAAAACUUUAUGGCCCCUUCUUAUUCUGCCUCUAGGGUCCCAUCUGUUGUUGUCGAUGGAGGCGGCAAUGUUGCUGGUGGCGGUGGUGAUGCUGGUAGGGCUGUCAAAGUCGCCGAUACCAAGGAAAUCAUUGCCUUUCAUUCCUCUACCAAGUGGAAGGAAUAUUUUGAAGCCUCCAAGCAGUCUAACAAGCUGGUUGUGAUAUAUUUCACGGCGACAUGGUGUGGACCAUGCCGUUACAUGGAGCCAACCAUCAAAGAGAUAGCUGCUAAAUACAAUGAUGUUGAGGUGGUCAAGAUUGACGUGGAUGAGUUAUUUAAUGUAUCGCGUGAGUAUGGAGUACAAGCAAUGCCAACAUUCUUGCUCGUGAAGAAGGGAAAGCAAAUUGACAAGGUUGUCGGAGCCAGGAAGGAAGAUCUUCAGAAUAAGGUUGAGAAGCACGGGGCUUAAUUUGCAGUGCUUGGUUCUUAGAGUAUAGUAGUAGUAUCAAGCUAAACUAGUUUUAGUUAGUGAAGCAUCAAUAAAAGUUUGAUCAAUGAGCGUUUUCUUUACCU
Molecule: messenger RNA, 896 nt
Organism: Chenopodium quinoa (quinoa)
Lineage: Eukaryota; Viridiplantae; Streptophyta; Magnoliopsida; Caryophyllales; Amaranthaceae
Product: thioredoxin H2-like
Exons: 3
Coding region: 133-792 (219 amino acids)
Source: RefSeq, a predicted model, not a curated record